CACUCCCAGACAACAGAGACCGACUGACAGGCGAGCAGACACCGGGAUGUGAGUGAUUCAGUCGGGGGCGGAGGGAACUUGGUUGAGGGAGGGAGCUGCGGUCAUUGAGGAGAUCAGUCCAUUCAAUGACUACCGACAUCCAAGCCGAAUAUUUUACAGCGAUUAACGUCAAGGCGUCACGUUUGGCUCGUUGGGUCUGAUUUACAAGCGGCGGGAUCCAUCGUCCGCGGUCGAACAUGCCCCCCACGCCGAGCCUCCAGUCCAGCAGGCUGACGCUGUCCGAGAUCAGCAUCGGUUCGUUUAAAAGGAGGAAAAGGAAAUCCAUCAUUGUCACUGUGAUGCUGCUCAUCGUGUCAGUGCUCAUCCUCAUUUUUGGCUUGGCGGCGACGACCAGGACGCAAAACAUCACAGUGGGGGGCUACUACCCAGGACUCAUUCUGGGCUUCGGCUCUUUCCUGGGAAUCAUUGGCUCCAAUUUGAUUGAGAACAAGAGGCAGAUGUUAGUGGCUUCUAUUGUCUUCAUCAGCUUUGGAGUGGUGGCUGCAUUCUGCUGUGCUAUUGUAGAUGGAGUUUUUGCUGCCAGACACAUUGACCUGACGCCUCUGUAUGCAGGACGCUGUAACUACUCCACUAAGACUGCGUUCGAGCGAGAUGUGCCCUGCCAGACGUCAUCUCGCACAUCCUGCAACCUGCGCGUGAGAAGCAAAACGUGUUACUGCUGCGAGCUGUACAACUGUGGCAAAGAGCAUCAUCCAAUGGGACUUCAGAAUAGAGAUGGUUCGAAAAGGUUUAAGAAACCAUCCAUGAUUUGGAACCGCGUAGAGGUGGUGGGCGGCUACCACGAGUACACAGAUGUGAAGAGCUGCAAAGACGUGGUGCACCUCUAUCACCUGCUAUGGUCGGCCACCAUCCUCAAUAUCGUGGCUCUCUUCCUGGGCAUCAUCACUGCUGCUGUGCUGGGCGGUUUCAAAGACAUGACACCAGCGCAAACAUCAGAAAGUACAUCGGAACCGGAGGCCAUCACAGCCUCAGUCUCCUCUGAGGCUCCUCAACGCACUAAUUCUAAUGCCUACCGCAACACUGCCCCCUGCCUGCCGCCAUACACGGCCUAUGACGCACAGGGUUCCUAUAUGUUUGCUGACUCCUCUGGCCUGUCAGAUGACUCUCAAUCCGGAGCCAGUCACCUGUGGCCCACCAUGGUGCCCCCGCGCUACUCUCCACCUCACAACCAUCCGGACGACAAGCCGCCACCAUACAGCCCCUAAAAGUGCUCAAACGUCAUCUCCGGGGCCUCCCCAAAGGACCAAAGUGUGGAACCUGAGCAGGAGGGCGAUGGAUGCUAACUUUUGAGUUGAGACCCACUUAAAGGGAGCAAAAAGGUAGUCUGGGAACUGCUUGCAAGCUUGCCCUGGACCAUUCAAGCAAAUCCAGGAAGAGGGAAUCUGUUUACAAUCGUUCUGCCUUAAAGCAAACAGUCCUCAAACACUACAGCAUUUCUGUUAUCUUUUCAGCUUUCUGCUAAACACAUGCUACGAUCCUCCAUGUUUUUUGGGGAGAUAUUCUUGAUGUGACAAAGUUACAAAUCCUUCGUGGUUUAGAGCAGCGCUCCCCAAAUUCUGUUUUUCUCCUAGGACCAGUUUCACACAAAUGUGUCAACAUUUUGAUGGACUGGCCUACGACAAAUGACUAUAAAUGAUAAAUAGAAA
This is a messenger RNA of Syngnathus typhle (broad-nosed pipefish), 1706 nucleotides long. RefSeq names its product transmembrane protein 255A (gene tmem255a). The coding region runs from base 237 to 1265 and encodes 342 amino acids. Lineage: Eukaryota; Metazoa; Chordata; Actinopteri; Syngnathiformes; Syngnathidae. The transcript has 10 exons. The record is from RefSeq and is a predicted model, not a curated record.